This is a messenger RNA of Labeo rohita (rohu), 1291 nucleotides long. Its product is annotated as IGFBP domain-containing protein. Bases 529 to 1239 code for a protein of 236 amino acids. Gene Ontology annotation, molecular function: insulin-like growth factor binding. The transcript is spliced from 4 exons. The record is from RefSeq and is a predicted model, not a curated record. Lineage: Eukaryota; Metazoa; Chordata; Actinopteri; Cypriniformes; Cyprinidae. Gene Ontology annotation, biological process: regulation of cell growth; regulation of signal transduction. Gene Ontology annotation, cellular component: extracellular region.
ACAAACAUUCACUCAUUUUAUCAUGUUUUAUCUACAGUAGACAUUUAUUAAGGAUAAAGCGGUCAAGGGUAUGACCUUUGAGACUGUUUGAAGAACCGUUCUGUUCUGAAAAGAGUAAGCCAGACGGAAAGCGGCGUUUUAUUGUGUUCCAGCUCAUGAAAAAGUCACACACAGGUCUUCUCAGAUAACCUGCCAAUGUCCUAAUCAUGUCUUUGUUGCUCUUGGGUGAUUAUCUCAAUCAUACCGUGAAUUACACCCCCUGUUAUUGGUCAUGUGACCUGCACACAAAGGGUCCAGUCUUCUUCGCUUGGUCCAACUUAUUGGUUUUCAGACAAAAAGAAAACAACAGCACGAUUGUAAAGAUAAGACUUGGGGAUAAUUAACAGCAAAUCCAGACUCAACAAACAAGAAGAAGGGGAGAGGUUUGCUGGUGUGAAGUUGAAUGAUUUCUUUGAGUGUGUGUGGUUGUGAGGCCCGUUAUAUAUUAAAUCGAAAAGGCGAGCCAUCCCAGUGACAUUAAGUCCAACCAUGAGUCCAUACGUCUUCUCGAUCUCUGUGAUUUUGUGGCUGGUAAUGGCUGUGGAGAUCUCCACCUUGGAGAGCCAGCAGAUUCUCCAAGCCUUGCACUGUCCGCCCUGCGAACGCAUCCAUUGUUCGCCUCGUCGAGCGCUGAAGCUCCAGUGUCAGGGUGGAAUUACCACUGGGAUUUGCGGUUGUUGUCCAGCCUGUGCAAAACUCGCGGGAGAAAGCUGUGGAGGCACCUGGGACUACUUGGGGAAGUGCGACGAAGGGCUGAUUUGCAUUUACCCAGAAGAAAAAGAUGGAAACCCAGAUGGAAAACCAGAGGCAGGACGCAAGGGAACCUGCAAAUCAGUGCUGGAGGUUCUCAAAGCCGACACUUGCAGACCUGAGUGCACAUGGGAGUUCUGCAAGGUCAAUCCCAAUGAGAUAUGCUCAGCCAGGUCUGUAUCGCUGGAAAGGCGUGAUUGUGGAGGUCACUGCCAGCACACAACCUGCUCCAGCUGCCUGGUUGUCAGACCUCCAGCUUGUCCUCAAUCCUGUGCCCCAACAGACCACGUGUGUCUGCACCGCUUCGGGAGGUGUGUACGAGGACACCUGACCGAACAAAACCAACCACCCGUCUGUCACCAGAACCUACAGAACAACUCUGAGGGAUUCUUCGUGUGUUUGGCUCCUGCCUGUCCAACUGCAGCUAAGCAAACUGAUUCUACAUCCUAAGAGCAAUUCAAAUAAUGUAAUUCAGUUAUAAAAUGUAGCAUAAACGGCAGCU